UACCUACGUAUUUGCUACUAACUACAAACACAUAACCUCUCUUUCUCUAUAUAAAAUAACCUCUUAACUGCGUUAUACAAAAUUUGUAUAUAAUAUCUAUAAAUAUGGGUGGCAUAAAGAAGAAACGAAAUAAUCGUAAUAAUAAAAAAAAUAAGAUGAAAAAGGCAAACAAAUUGAAAGCAGCGUACCUUGCUUCGAAAGGUGACAACAAAAAUGAAGACUUAAAUGUUGAACAUCAAAACGAAGUAGAACUCAAUCCAAAUAAAAGAUAUCACGAAGAUAAUGAUAGUGAUAAUAACGAAGAACGUCCAAAAAAGAAAAAAAAGAAGAAUUCACAAGCUAUUAAUCAAGACUCCACCGACAAAAAAGGCAAAAAAUCUAUUCGGCAAAUAAAACGGGAAAAAUAUCUGCAACGCCAGGCCGAAGCAGAGUUAGAAGCAAAAGAUCAACUUAAAUUACAAUGUCUUACUUAUUUGUCACAAUGGAAACAUGACAAAGCAAAUUGGAAAUUCAUGAAAGCAAAGCAAGUAUGGCUGUAUAAAAACAAAUUCUCAUCUAAACUUUUACCAGAUGAGUCUUGGCCACUAUUGUUAGAAUACUUUGAGUCCUCACAGGGAAACAUUAGAAAUAUGCUUCUUGAAGAUGCUAAUAAAAUUAUCAAACAAAUGGAUGAUUGGACAGAAUCCCAACAAAAUACCAGAGAAAAUGAUAACACAGAAGAGAAAGCUGAUGAUGACAAUGUACCUGAAUUGAAAAAGCCUGAUGAAACCUCAUACAAAAGGGCUAGGGAUUUAAUACAAUGUCUGCAAUAAUACAA
Amyelois transitella is the source of this 817-nucleotide messenger RNA. RefSeq lists its product as uncharacterized. Bases 105 to 812 code for a protein of 235 amino acids. NCBI's taxonomy places the organism in Eukaryota, Metazoa, Arthropoda, Insecta, Lepidoptera, Pyralidae. The transcript has a single exon. The record is from RefSeq and is a predicted model, not a curated record.